Molecule: messenger RNA, 468 nt
Organism: Lindgomyces ingoldianus
Lineage: Eukaryota; Fungi; Ascomycota; Dothideomycetes; Pleosporales; Lindgomycetaceae
Exons: 2
Coding region: 1-468 (155 amino acids)
Source: RefSeq, a predicted model, not a curated record
AUGCCCACCCUUAGGGCGUUGGUCGGCAAGUGGUACAACGGUGGUAUGCUCUCCGAUGUUGCUGGUCUCGUUGAAGGUAACCCCGAUUGCAUAUUCGCCUACGGAUGGACCAUGCGGAAAUGCUCCACAGUAUUCAUCGAUAUUGUGGGGCAUCGUCGCAAGAUUGAGCAUGUCCGAGGCCUCGUUGGGUUGACCCUCGGACUCGGUCAUGAUGUUAGGGCGUACCGCAGCUUCGACAGCCCUGGACAGUACUUUCUCGGUCGCGUUGGAGUAGAGCCGUGUUAUUCAAUCGUGAAAAUCUGGUCGUCCAAGUCUUAUUACAGAACCGGGAUGCGCUUGGGUAGGAUGUUGAUAGUUUCGUUGUUGAAAGCAAGCAAAAGGAUCGGAAGAUCUAAGAGCGUGAAUGCGAUGAGAAUGUGUGAAGCUAUUGGGAGCACCCGAUAUAUGAGGAACUGGAUUGAUUGCUAG